AUGGGGUUGCUUUUGGCUGGCUAACAGAGCUCUGUUAAGUCCUGCGCUGUUAAGCGGCGAGCAUCAGGAAACGGCUGAGGCUGACGCUGAGGCUGCGGCUGCGGCUGAGCUCUGGCUUGGCGCAGUUCAAAUCUGUGCGUUCAGUUGCAGUUGGCGCUUCGUUCGAUGCGGAUCGCAGCAGACGCGAGUUCCAGUGAAUUAUCUCUUGAAGUGAUCCAAUCUAAGUCCGAAUUGAAGAUGUCCACAGCUCGGGCAGUUGAUGAGGACUCCAGCAACAUGUCAACCAUUUGCACAUUGGACACGAGUGUGCCAAAGCUCGGGAAUGGCAAUGGCAAUGGCAGUGUCAGUGGCAGUGGCAUGAAUAAUAACAAUAGUGCUCGGUCCAGCCGCAGCUCCACGGGCACAGAUUCCACAUGCCUGGAGGAGCAACGCUUUGGCUGGCUGCGAUUCCGGCCGCAGUGGCUGCAGCGCUUCUGCACCGCCAAGUGGGCGCUCUUCUGGCUCUGCUGGGGCGGCGCAUUGCAGGGUCUGAUUGUGAAUGGCUUCGUGAACGUGAACAUCUCGACCAUCGAACGACGAUUUGGUCUGCGCUCGCGCCAGACUGGUCUGGUGGCCAGUGGCUACGAUCUGGCGUCGUUCGUGUGUCUGGUGCCCGUGACGUACUACGGCGGGCGGAAGGGCGCGUCGAAGCCGUGCUUCAUUGCCAUUGGGCUGCUGCUGAUGGGACUCGGCUCGCUGAUCUUCUCGCUGCCGCACUUUCUGGUCAGCAGCUAUCGGGCGACCAUAGCCGAGGCGAAUCUGUGCGAACGGGAUGGCCAGGCGAAUCAGACGAUGCUGGGAUGCGGCGCUGACCCGGAGGAGGAGGCAGCUGAGCUGGAGCUGGGCGAGAGUUUAACUUGGACGGUUUGGCUGUUCUUUGCCGCGCAACUUUUGCAUGGAGCCGGCGCCUCGCCGCUCUUUACGCUGGGCGUAACCUAUCUGGAUGAGAACGUAUCCACAAAGAUGUCAUCUGUUUACUUGGGUAAACUGUUUACUAUUUGCACCCCAGGCCCAGCUUUUUCAUUUAUUUUAUUAAUUUUAAUAUUUAUAUUUUAUUCCUGCAGCUUGAGCCUGACGAGCGAUAGCAAGGUGUGGAUCGGUGCCUGGUGGAUUGGCUUUGUGUUUGCGGCCGUGGUCUGUGUGCUCAUCGCCAUUCCGAUCUUUGGCUACCCGAAGUCUCUGCCUGGCGCGGAGAAGCUGCAGCUGGCCAAGGUCUCGGAGGCGCACACAAAGAAAACGGCCCAGGCCAAGGCGGCUGGGGCGGAGGUGGGGCAAGUGACGGGGAGGGCGGAGACAGAGCCGCGUCGACGCCUUGGCGAGCUGCCACACGCAGUGCUGACGCUGUUCAGGAAUCCCACGUUCUUCUUCCUCAACCUGGCGGGCGCCACGGAGGGUCUGGUCAUAGCGGGCUUUGCCGCGUUUCUGCCCAAGCAAAUCGAGAAUCAAUUUGGUAUUUCGCCCGUGAUCUCGGCCCUGGUGAUGGGGCUCAUCACGGUGCCCGCUGGCGGGGGCGGCACCUUUCUGGGCGGCUACCUGGUGAAGAAGCUGAACCUGGCCUGUGGCGGCAUCAUCAAGAUGUGCCUGCUGGCCACGCUGGUGGCCACCGUCUUCACCAGCUGCUUCCUGGUCUCCUGCCCCAAUGCGGCAUAUGCGGGCGUCACCUCGGCCUACGACGACCAGCAGAUGGGGCUGCCCCUGACCCUGGAGGCCAGUUGCAAUGCCAACUGCGGCUGCAGUCGCAGCAAUUAUGACCCCAUCUGUGGGUCCAAUGGCGUCAUGUACUACAGUCCCUGCUUCGCGGGCUGCGGCCAGGAGGAGCAGCAGGAGACCUUGAAGAGCUACAGCAACUGCACCUGCAUCGACCACAGUGGCGAGGCGACCAAUGUCAUGUGCGAGUCCAGCUGCAAGAGUUUGCCCUACUUUGUGGGGCUCUGCUUUGUGCUGAUGUUCUUCACCUUCCUGGCCACGAUGCCGGCACUCUCCGCCACGCUGAGAUGCGUGCAGGAUGAGCAGCGUUCGUUCGCCUUGGGUCUGCAGUGGAUCAAGGUGCGUUUGAUGGGCACCAUUCCGGCUCCGCUAAUCUUUGGCGCACUCAUUGACGAGUCCUGCGUGCUCUGGCACGAGUCCUGCGAUGCUCAAGCAGGUGGCGCUUGUCUGGUCUACGAUAAUUUCUACAUAAGUCGUUACAUGUGGCUCCUCGCUUUGGUGGGCAAACUCUGCUCCGUUUUGUUCUUUUUGGGCGCCUGGUGGUUCUACAAGCCGCCCAGCGAACCUUCAAAUGCCAAAAAAGAAAACCAAUCAGAAAUUUAAUCUUAAGAAAACAGUUAAUCGAUAGUAAACUAAGUAACGCACUGCCAUUUUCCAGCUUCACUUUUUAAUAAUCCAUCGCAAAUCAGAAAAAAUGCAAAUUUAAUAUCCGCACAGCUCUAAAAAACGUACUGGUCUCAUUAACAUUUGUAAGCACUAUUAAUGUCUAUUCUAAUCAACUGCAA
Drosophila navojoa is the source of this 2531-nucleotide messenger RNA. It is a transcript of the gene Oatp26F, whose product is annotated as Organic anion transporting polypeptide 26F. Gene Ontology annotation, biological process: transmembrane transport; sodium-independent organic anion transport. Lineage: Eukaryota; Metazoa; Arthropoda; Insecta; Diptera; Drosophilidae. Gene Ontology annotation, molecular function: protein binding. The record is from RefSeq and is a predicted model, not a curated record. Gene Ontology annotation, cellular component: basolateral plasma membrane.